CUCUUCGAGAAUUUCUCUACAAUCAAAAUAUACCUAAAUCAUAAAUGUUUUUUCAAUUCAAAAAUUUUUCUAAUUUUUAAAAAUCUUUCCAUAUAUUUACAUUUUAUAAACUUGUCCAAAUAUCCAACAAAAAAUAACCAAUCCCUUGAGAGAAUAAUUUGUGGAAAAGAAAAUUGCAGCGGUUUUAGCUCUUUCCGCUUAUGUGGAAAUGGGUGGUGGUGGUUGUUAUUUUUAUAUAUUUUCUUUAUUGAUACUUUGGAGAAAAUUUUUGAAGUUUUUUUUGAAUUUAUGGGUGGUCAAACCAUCCAUUUUUAAACCUCUAAAUAACUCUUUUAAUUAUAUCCCUCUUUACAUUCGUUUUUCAAUACAAAACUCAUCCAUUUCCUUUAUUUGUUAAAGAAAUUUUUUUAACUUUUAAUGUAGAUUUUAAAUUAAUUUAAAAAAUGAAGUCAUCCACAGCUGGUCUCGAAAAACGAAAGCAAUCAGCUAAAAGUAUGUCUGCAAAAAGUGCUCCACCAAAAACAUCAACAGCAAGUAGUCAUGAAAUGGCCCCAUUUUUUUCAAUAUUUUAUCGAGGAAUUUCUUCAAAAAUUAAUAGAUCGGCUAGUAAGAUUGAUUUAGAUGGACAGAAUGAACAAAUUGGUGUUACAAGCAGAAAAUUUGUUUCGACUUCUUCUGCCGAUAAACCCCCAAUACCUUCAGCAUUAAAAGGAGCUAAAGGAAAUAAUGUUGCCGAUGCAGCAAUACAUAGAAGAGGUACUGCUCCAUCUAGUGGACGAUCUAAAUCUACUGUUGAAUUGGCUAAAGAAAAGGCAGCAGCCGAGGGGAAAACUUGGAGAGAGAAUGUUGAAUCGAGGUCACCAGUUAGUGUAAUUAAAAGUACUAUUGGUAUUAGUUCAGCACCAACAUCUCCACAACGCCAGAGACGAUGGCCAUUUAAUAUAAGGGGAUCCAAAGCUCAAUCUCAAGAACCAACACCAUUCCCAGUUUCACAACAACAAAAUGGGUUUCCUUCUAAUAAAGCCACAACAACAACAUCUUCACAACCAACAUUAUUAGAUAAUCAACAAUCAUCAGAAUUACCUCCUCCAGUCCCUAUUAGGCGAAAACAAGGGCAACAGGAAGAAUUGCCCCAAUCUUCACAAAUUCAACAACAACAACAACAACAAGAAGCAACUCCUUUUAUCACUCCAAAAACAUCUAACACAACAACAACAUUUACUACUCGUCCCCCUCCUCUUCCAAAAAUUUCCUUCGAUCGUCUUCCCCCACCUUCUUUACCUUUCGCUGAAAAACCCCCAUUAUCCCCUUCUAAUUCCUCACUUCCAAUGUCUUUUGUGCAAAGAAUUAAAUUACACAAAGGUGUUAGAACUGGUAAAUUACCUGUAGAUGCACUUAAACAACAAACACCUGGAUUUGAAACUGGAAGAGGAGAAAGAUUUUUCGCUUCAAGGAGAACAUCCAAAAAAGCAAUGCCUGGGGCGGGUAUUUAUAUGUCUGCUGAUGCAAUACACGAAUUACGUAGUGAUCCAGAUUAUAUAGUUGAGGCAUUAAUGGCUAUUGGGGAUGAACAACCUAAAGUUGCUAGAUCAACACCUAAACAUGCCUAUGUUUCUCAAGAUAUUAAAAGAGUAAAUGACAGAUUAUCUCGUAAUUGUAUUUAUAAAUCUGAUGUUUAUGAAAAAAUGGUAAAUGACUCUUUAUUGGUUUGUGAUAUGUUACAAGACCAUCUAGAUAAUGUUAUUAGUGGAGUUAGAGCUAAAUCGCCAACAGCUUUAUCCUCUCCUUUUACAACGCCCCCAGGAAGUCCAUUUAUGACUCGUUCAACUUCUUUACAUUUUCCUGGUUCUACAGCCCCAAUUAAUCGAGUAACUAUUUCUGUUAGUCCAAUGGCACAACAAGCAAUAAAUCAUCGUUUACCUUCACCCUCAAAAGGAAUUAAUAAUAUUUCUCGUUCUGUUUCUCCACAACAACAAAUUAUCUCUUCUAAUAACAAAAAUAUAUUAACAACAAAUUCAACUUCAUAUUCACUAAGUCCAUCUAAACAACAACCUCCACCUUUACUUCGAGUAACACAAGCCUCGUUUAGAGGAAGUAUACCUUCUCAAAAUAACCAUUUUCCUACUACAACUACAAGUAAUGGCCCAAGAAUUUCUGAAAAACAUUUACAUUUUGUUUGAAUGCAAAAAAACAUUUCUACGGGUAUUUUUGGUUGUUUUA
This is a messenger RNA of Meloidogyne enterolobii, 2220 nucleotides long. Lineage: Eukaryota; Metazoa; Nematoda; Chromadorea; Rhabditida; Meloidogynidae. The record is from the annotation of a GenBank genome assembly.